AUGUUCUUACUUUCAACGGGUACUCAUUGGACAUUAUGCUUCACAGCAAAGAGGCUUUUGACAACAACAAUACCAAAACAAACUUUAAAGAAGGUGAUAGAUAAUGGUCAAACUGUGACCGAGAUCCAUGUCAUAGGUCGAAAAAAGCCUAGAUCUAGACUGUCAGAAAAACUACAAAAACUUCGAGAAGAAGGCUGGAAGAAGAUUGACCAUAUAAAAUACAAAGCACUUGCUCCACCUAAAGAAGUAGAGAUCGCUACGUUAGCUCAUGGUUUGGAUAAAGUAUUAUUUAGGCGUGGAGUGCACUAUCUAAAAGAUCCAGUAACCCACAAGUAUAAUUUUACACCCUAUCUUGAAUUUAUCACACAGCCUGCCAACAUCAACUUUGAUGCGCUUCCUCCAUAUAUCACAUCGUCAAAAGAUAAUAACUUAAUAGAAAUGGCAAGGAAAUAUCAUAAACGCUACAUUGGAUCAACCUCAUCCGUCUCUGCUACCCUGUCUCAAUUUUAUUUUGCCAUGUCUAAUUUUAAGCGGAUCAAUAUUACUGGGCUGUCAAGUGUCUUUCAAGACAAGUCUACCAAGUUUACCAGAGGAACACAAGUAGCAGCAACAAUCUAUCUGAGAUGGAAAGAUGGAGUUUAUGCAAUAGAUGCAGAUAAAGCAAUGGAUGGAGAUGAGACUAUUUUGUCUGUGAUGGGAAAAUCAUUAGAAAAGGUAUUAACACUUGAACCUAAUGAGUUUGAGAAAUACUUGAAAGAUAAUCAAGAUAUAAAUGUUGAAGAAGAAAGAAAUAGGCCAGAAUCAUACGCUUAUGGACAUGCGGGUAAAUUCCUACUAAGAUCUCAAUUAGAUUGCUAUCAUCCCAGUCUUAAAAGAAAAACGUUUGAUCUUAAAACAAGAGCUGCGAUUCCUGUUAGACUGGAUGUGAAAAACUAUGAGAAAUAUGUAGGCUAUAGAAUAAACAGAUAUAGAGGAUAUUAUGAAUCGUACGAAAGAGAAUACUAUGACAUGAUCAGAUCUGCCUUUCUUAAAUACUCUUUCCAGGUACGCAUUGGUCACAUGGACGGCAUCUUGGUUGCAUACCACAAUACAAGAAAAAUAUUUGGCUUUCAAUACAUCUCCCGAAGCGAAAUGGAUUUACGACUCUUCGGAUCGAGAAAGAUCGGUGACCAAGUGUUUAAUAACUCACUUACGCUCCUUCAAACUGUUUUAGACACUGCUACCCAAAAAUACCCAGAGAGCACCCUUAGGAUAUCAUUCAACACCGUGCCAGGCAAAGAUAUAGCAAAGAUGUAUAUCUAUGUCGAGAAAGUGCCGCCGGGGAAAGAGGACGACCCAGAGUACGCUAUGAAACCUUAUGAGGAAAUAACAGAAUAUAAACUCGAAGUAACCUCAUUUGUCAAUGGAAAACGAAUUCAUGGUCCUUUAACCUUUGAAGAUCCACAUAAAGAUAUGUGGCGUACUCAGUAUAAGUUUGAUGAAGUGAAUGUGAACGAGCAAGAAGGGAUUGGGCGUACGUUUGAACAGAUGCAUCUAUUCUGCUCACUCGAUUGGAAGAGAUGA
Messenger RNA from Rhizopus microsporus ATCC 52813, 1563 nucleotides. RefSeq names its product Pet127-domain-containing protein. Bases 1 to 1563 code for a protein of 520 amino acids. NCBI's taxonomy places the organism in Eukaryota, Fungi, Mucoromycota, Mucoromycetes, Mucorales, Rhizopodaceae. The record is from RefSeq and is a predicted model, not a curated record. The transcript has 10 exons. Gene Ontology annotation, cellular component: mitochondrial envelope; mitochondrion. Gene Ontology annotation, biological process: mitochondrial RNA 5'-end processing.